Molecule: messenger RNA, 975 nt
Organism: Trichoderma asperellum CBS 433.97
Lineage: Eukaryota; Fungi; Ascomycota; Sordariomycetes; Hypocreales; Hypocreaceae
Biological process (GO): protein folding in endoplasmic reticulum
Cellular component (GO): EMC complex
Molecular function (GO): protein binding
Source: RefSeq, a predicted model, not a curated record
AUGCCGCCGCUGCUGCUUCAGCCUCAUGCCAGCCUCUCCCACGCCGAAGCCUUACAAGUCGCCCAACAAGCUCCAGAGUUCUUGCGAAAGAAUCCCGCGUCCUAUUCUGCGUCGCCGUUACUAUCCUUGUUCUCCCCACCUGAGAACUCAAAGAUAUGGACAAUAUAUGAGAAUCUUCUGUUAGCCUGUUUGCGCACUGGCGAUAACACUACUGCACACCAAUGCCUUGAAAGAUUGGUGGUUCGGUUCGGAGCAAGCGAUGAGCGCAUUGCAGCUCUUGAGGGCUUAGUUAAAGAAGCUGAGGCAACAAACAACGGCGAGCUUGAGAAGGUGUUGAAAGAAUACGAGGCAAUCUUGGCUGAAGACAACACCAAUACACCAAUCGCAAAAAGAAGGAUUGCGCUCUUACGUACGAUGGGGAAAACCGCCGAAUCAAUCGAAGCUUUGGUACAGUAUCUAGAUUUCGCAUCCACCGACGCCGAGGCUUGGAUAGAGCUGGCAGAUUUGUAUCUGUCUCAAGGACUUUACAGUCAAGCUAUCUAUGCGCAAGAAGAGGCACUUGUUAUAGCGCCGAAUGCGUGGAAUCUUCAUGCUCGUCUUGGCGAAAUACUUUUGAUGGCUGCUGAGUCCGGAAGUGAAGGAAAUCCCCAAAACUAUCUUGCGGGGAGCUUAAAGCGCUUUUGCAGAAGCAUUGAACUGUCUGACGAUUAUUUACGAGGCUAUUAUGGACUGAAACGAGUGACUGAUAAACUCCUAAAUGGAGAUUCCAAAGCAAAGAAAUCAUCAGAGUCAGAUGAGUUCACUCUACCUGAGACAUCGACAAUCGAGAAGCUCAACUUGGCUGCGACGAAGAAACUGGGCGAUAUUGUGCGAAACUACGACGCGAAAGCUCCUCUGUGGCAGGGAUACGACGCUGGAGAGGUCGCGGCCGCUCGUGCUUAUCUUUCAAAUACUUCACAAAAGGUUGUGCGAUGA